GCUCCCGCGCCGGGGUGGUGGAAAAAACUGCCGCGGCUGUUACCGGAGAGCCACGCAGAGAGCGCGAGCGCGAGGAGCCCCUGGCGAGGAGUUCAGCUGCGGACACACACACACACACACGCGGAUUUUCUUCCCUUAUUCCUACCGAGGACGACGUUGUCAAAAACCGGGAUUUUACGGACCGCCGAGAAGCGCUAGAAUCCGCGUGGAGGUUAUCGGCGACGGAAAAGGAGAGUUGGCCGUGGCCUCCAGUUGCCCCGUGGCUUUGAACCCUCAGCAGGUUCUGGUGCUUUCAGGCCAGCGGCACUCGACACAACGGCGCUGCGUAGCCCGGCAGGUCCAGUACCCCCCACAUUUGAGGCUUGAAUCGUGUUCAACCUUGUUGCACUACAGUCAGUUGCUGUAGCCUGUAGCUUCAUGGAGGGGUUUCCUGUCCACUGACUCAGCACGCUGCCUCACUGGACCAGCAGCCAUGUCUGCCUGCAGCACCUUCACCGAGCAUGUGUGGAAACCAGGCGAGUGCAAGAACUGCUUUAAACCCAAGAGUUUGCACUGCCUGGCGCAGGGCAGUGGAGGGAGGCCUCCAGCCGAGCAGAGGUCACCAACAAUUCCACAGCAGAAUCCAACCCCCGCUGGAGCCAGAGCCAACACUAAUCUUACCAUCAGCUCCCAGAGGGCUGGCAGUGGGUCUGCCCGCUCAGGACACUUCCGUCCACCAGUGGCUAAGAAGCCAACAAUAGCCGUUAAACCCACCAUGAUGCUGCCCUGCUCGUCUGCAGGACUGGAUUCAGAUGGCAACCUGCAGCAACCAACAAAUGUUUUAGAGCUGGGCAAAACGUCAGCCUUCACGGUCUGGAACCGCAAUGGACUGAACUGUAAGGGGCCUGGUGGGCCCAGUAACAACAACGAAGGAGAACAUGGCACCAAGGAGAUUGAAGGUUAUGGACUCCUUAGCCCAAGGACCCCCAGUGGAAAUAACAACAGUGGACUUACAGAUGUCCUAAAAGAAAUCGCUGGGUUAGGCCCUGGCCCCAGCAGCCCACCGCUUUCCGGUUCCAAGGACUUGUUUUGGGGAAGAAUCAAUAGUUCAUACCGCCGGUCGUUGGAAAGAGGCCUUCCAGCGUCAAGCUGCCUGGCCAUGGGAAGCAUCUGCGGUGGUGGCGGCCCUGCUCCAAAGCGGGUGUUGCUUAGUGAUAGCUCUGAGGUCAUCAGCACAGAAGGUGGUCGCUUUUGCUACCCCGACUUUUCCAGUGAAAGUGAAGAUGAUGAUGAGGAAGAUGAGGACGACGAAGAGACUGAAAGGGAGGACGAUGAACACGAAAGCUGGGACGAAAGUGAUGAGGAGUUACUAGCCAUGGAGAUCCGUAUGCGAGGCCAACCGCGAUUUUCCAAUUUCCGUGCUGCCACAAUGUCUCCGGUGCGCUUUGCUGCGGGAAAAAAGUGGAAUACUGUGCCGCUUCGCAACCGCUCACUACAGCGGAUCUGUGCAGUGGACUACGACGAUAGCUAUGAUGAGAUCUUGAACGGAUACCCGUCAGUAGACUCGAAUGGAGCCCUUCUUCCGUAUGGGCCCCAUGACAUGCAAGGCAGUGGUUUCCUAUCAAAUUCGGAGUCUACCAUGUCUCCGGAGUCGUCGUCAUCGCGACCGGAGGAUUCUCAAACAACUUUGAGCAGUGGGAGCAGUGCCCCCUUCACCCUUCCAAAUGGCUUGCAAUCUCCCACAUCAUCUAAGGGACCUGUGUUCUGCGCUGCUCCACCGAAGAAGGAGCCCGUCCACAGAGCACCGAGUCCACUUAAGGCGUCUGAAACACACAAGGCUGUCCUGGCCAUUCGGUUGGAAGAUCAGGACGGCAGAGAAGGCAUGCCGAUGCCCCUUGCCCUUCCUGGUCAACCCGUCACCAUCAGUUUUAGCCCCACAGAGGAGCAGGCUAAACCGUACCGUAUAGUGAAUUUAGAAAAAUCCCAGAUCUGCAAGCCUUACACUGUCGUGGACGUAUCGGCAUCUAUGGCCAACAAAGAUGAACAGACUCUCGACUCUACUCCAAAACCCCGAAACUUGUCGAAGCCUUCCAGCCCCUCAUCGUUUUGUAGCACACCUUUAGGUCACCUCCUGUCUCCAGGCUCCCCUCUCGCUCCUUCUUCUCUUGUGCUGCCAACAUCACCCACAUCUGUAGCAAUGCCAGGUAGCUCCCGCAAGAAAUCAGGGAACAUACGCUACCAAGAAGUGUGGACAUCAAGCACAAGUCCUCGCCAAAAGAUACCUAGAGUGGACUUGGAGGUUGGCAGCAAUCCUUGCCCCUCUGUCCCAACUCAACGCUGCAGCCACAAGUCAGCUCCAACUUCUCCAAUCUCUGGGCUGUCUUCAUCUCGAACUGUACCUGUGAAAUCUUCCAACUUAUCUGGGAUCAAGUUCAACAGUUUCAAUAAUGCAGGCAUGCCUCCGUUUCCCAUUAUAAUUCGAGAUGAACCAGCCUAUGCCCGCAGUUCCAAGAAUGCUGUUAAGGUACCUAUUGUUAUCAAUCCAAAUGCAUAUGAUAAUUUAGCUGUUUACAAGAGCUUCUUGGGACUCAGUGGGGAACUGCCUCAGCCAAAAGGGGGAGGUAGUCGGGUCACAAGCCAUACUUACGAAGAGAUUGGGUCCUCUGAGAGUGUCCAGUCCUCAUCGACAGAGAAAACAAUCUCUGGUAAAGGCACAUCGGAGAAAGUCUCUUUUGAAGACACAAAGGCUCCCCCUGAGGCAGUGUUCAGGGCACCAAAUCUUAAAACCACUACAGACUUGAACACUGUGAUGAACUCCAUAGUUGGAGCGCUGUCUCCGACUACAUCAGCGAAUCACCCUGCCAUUACUGCAAACCCACCUAAAACCAGCCCCGCCGCCAACGACGUUGCACACACUUGCAAGACAAGUGAGGACGUUCUUUGCAGUAAAGAUGGCAAUAAAGAAUUUGCCAUGUCCUCUGGGACAGUGGCCAGCCAUAGGGAGGAGGCCAGUGCUGUGCUUUUACAAAUUGUUGCCUCCAUUCAGCCUCCGCAGUCUCCUCCGGAGUCGCCCUUGAUACAACACAAUAACGACAGUUCCGAGGAGCUUUACGCCCUCCCACCCGAUGCCAUGAAGGAAAACCUCGCCCGGCCCAAGUCUCUUUUUUUCACAGCUGAUGGCUGUCUUUCCAAACCCAAGAAGGACCCGCCCUCCAAAGUGUUGUCCAAAUCCCAGAGUGCCUCUGCUGCUGUCCCACCCUCCAGCCCCCGGUCACAGCCGAAUGCCCCCUUCCCCCCUCCUAGAUCUACAUCUUCCCCGUACCACGCUUCAAACAUCCUCCAGAGACAUUUUGGCAACUGGACCAAGAGUUCUGCCUCCAGUUCUCCUGUACGACCAAUUGAAGGUGAGGCGAGUCCAGUUGGAGAGGGGAAACGUAUUUUGACAGAAAGCGCCAAACCCAAACGCUGGAUCUCCUUUAAGAGCUUCUUCCGUCGGCGGAGAGAUGAGGAUGAGCAGAGGGAGAGGGUGGAGAGGGAGAAGGACAAGGGCAAGCUUGUUGGUCUUGACGGAACAGUCAUUCACAUGCUUCCACCACCACCUGUCCAACAGCAUCAUUGGUUCGCGGAGGCCAAAGCAGAGGACCCCACACAGAAGCCGACCAUCAUCUUUACGUACAAACCAGAAAGUGGAAGCAGCCCUGGUGACGGAGAAGGAGAACUAAGAGUGGAGGAGUGCAGAGAUGCUCUGCUGACACCAAAUGAGAGCAAAGAAUCCGGCACCCUGAGCCCUGGACGAACAUCCCCUCUCAUCAGCAAGGAUUUCAGCCGGGUACCAGUCGGUGCAACCAGCGCCAGGGAUCAGGUGCCGCCCAGUGCCGCCUCCCCUCCCGCCAAAGUGAAUCUUGCCCUGCUGCUCGGAGAGGAGGAGGGAGCCCACGCCAGUGUGGUCUGCGCCUCAGCCAGCGAGGGCAGCGCCAGCCUCGGAGAGUCGGAGGAGGACGGGAGUCACUCCCAUCGCUCCCCGUCUCCCGCCUCCAGCCACUGCAGCGCCACGUACACCAACCUGGGUCAAUCCAGAGCCAACAUGAUCCCACUGAAACAGCCAAGGAACAUCAAAUCCUCCAACGACACCUUGGCCUCCAUGGACCUGGAUGGCUUCUCUGAGCAGCCUGCCCCGAAGGCCACGCCCCCACCACUACCCAAGAAGGCCGUGCCCCGCUCCAGUACCGAACCCAACCUGGCGGGCAAAGAGUCGCUCCUGAGACUUCGCGCAGAGGCGAAACCCGGGGGCACCAACCUGAGCGUCGCCAACCCCAUCUACGACUUGGACUCCACCUGGGAGACGGCGAGCCAGGAUUCCUCUCUCAGCUCCGAGCCUCAGUGGGCCCGCGGGCACGAGAGCGGCGACUCGUUGGAGAGACCCACGGCCGCCACGCCCACCGACAGGGGCCGCCCGAGCUACAGCACGUCCUCGCUGGUCGCGCAGCUGUCUGCUGGAACCGGCGCUGAGAGGAGGGCCUACCCGAGCACAGAGUCCCUGGCUGGAAGGGGCCGGACAACGGGCCGAGGCGCUGCUGCCGCCGGAGGCCCCAAACCCCAGAGGGCCGCUCUGUACAGGGGGUUAGACAGCUGGGACGAGGUGGUGGGGAAGAUCCGCGAGCUGCACACCGACACGCUGCGGAAACGCACCAAGUGCGAGGACCGCUUCAUGGCCGGUCAGAAGGACCACUUGGGAUUCGGCACAGACAGCUGGUCCCACUUCAGGCUGACCACCGGGACCUGCUGUGAGGCGGGGGACGCCGUGUACUACACCGCCUCCUACGCCAAGGACCCGCUGGUCAACUACGCCAUCAAGAUCUGUCGCAGCAAAGUGAAGGAGACCCAGCAGCAGUUCUUUCACAGCCUGGCAGUGAGGCAGAGCCUGUCCGUGCACUUCAACAUUCAGCAGGACUGUGGACACUUCCUGGCCGACGUGCCCGCGCGCCUGCUGCCCUGGGAGGAGGACGGCGGCGAGCAGGACCAUGUAGAUGGGCUAAAGGAGAACGAUAUCAAGACUGUAACCGAGGAGACGGACUCCCCAGCGCCGAGCAGCAAAUCGGAUGAAACCCCGUCGGCCGGUCACAUGAACGCUGUUGGCCGCUUGAGGAGCCGAGUGGUGGUCAUCACCCGCGAGGUGCCCUUCCAGACGGUGGCGGACUUUGUCAGGGACGGCGUGGCGCGACACACUCACAACCCGGAGCUGUACGAGCGGCAGGUCUGUCUGCUGCUGCUGCAGCUGUGCUCGGGCCUGGAGCACAUGAAGCCGUACCACGUGACCCACUGUGACCUGCGGCUGGAGAACCUGCUGCUGGUCCACUGCCAACCUGGCAACCCGUGGAACCUGGACGUCCUCGAGCCCAACAACAACAGCAGCAACGUCGGCGGCGGUUCCGGUGCGACCUCGGUCACCGCCGCCACCUGCCCGGCCCGCCUCAUCAUCAGUAACUUCUCACAAGCCAAACAGAAGAGCAGUCUGAUGGCGGCCGACCCCGGGACGCUGCGCGACCAGUCGCGCCUGGCGCCCGAGAUUGUCACGGCGACGCAAUACCGCAAGUGCGACGAGUUCCAGACGGGCAUCCUCAUCUACGAGAUGCUGCACCGGCCCAACCCCUUCGAGGAGACGCCGGAGCUGAAGGAGCGGGAGUACACGUGGGCGGACCUGCCGGCGCUGCCCGUCCGCUCGCUCUACUCUCAGGGCCUGCAGCAGCUCGCCAGGCUGCUGCUCACCGUCAACCCCUCCGAGCGCAUCCGCAUGUCUGAGGGCCGCGCCUGCCUGCAGUGCCUGCUCUGGGGCCCCCGGGAGGACCUGUUCCAGGCGCUGGGCUGCAUGUCGGGGGCCGCGACCAGCCAGCGCGAGGCCACCCUCCAGAACUGGCUGGACCUGAAGCGGACGCUGAUGAUGAUCAAGUUCGCCGAGCGCUCGCUGGACGCGGCCUGCGGCGUGAGCCUGGAGGACUGGCUGUGCUGCCAGUACCUGGCGUUUGCCACCACGGACACUCUGAGCCGGGUGGUGCACAUCCUGCAGCAGCCGCAGCCACAGCCGGCCUCACAGAGCCAGAACCAGAACCAGCCAGCCCACGCAGGACCGAGCAAAACUCAAACACACGGCCUCCACCUGACUGAGUCACAGCCGCUGUGAGUUUCUGUUACUAUGGAAACGGAUCGCUCCCUCUGAUGGAAGCUAAUCGGGAGCUUUGUUGUUGCAGCCUCAUUGUUCACUUCAUCGCUUCUUUAAAUGUUGAAGAGAUUUAACAAUUUAACAUGUUACGUUAUUCGAGCCACAGUUUAAUGGAAAAUAAUUUCUUUUCUUUUUCUCUUUUUGUGUCAAAAUUUUAGUGCGAACUUUGAUACCCUCACAGUAGUUUAACCACAGCUGCAUCAAAAGUUUGGACACUCAAUGAGAAAGCGUCCAAACGUUUGACAGCAACUGAAUUCAUUCAAAAGAUGAAGAUGAAGGGAGGUCAUUUAUAAUGAAGCAUUGGGGAGAAACUAUCCACAUGUGAUAUAAUCGAAUCCGAGUGAGACAUACAAAUAUGUUUGACCACUGUUACUAAAGAUCUGCCACAACGUUUACACUUCAGUGGAGUUUAUUACAAAAUGCUCACAUGAACUAGAUGACAGCUGAGACUUUGUGAAAUGAGAUUUGAAAGUUCAAAAGCCCUCAAGUUGACCCUUGAAAGCUGCUGUUUUACAGCAUCCUUUCUUUUCUUUCGGCUUUCCGUUUCCAGAUGUUUUAGACGCUUUGAAGUGGAGCUGGGCCACAUCUGCCCUGCAUGCUGCGUUCUGGAGGGAGUAUGUGCAAUGAAUGCCGCUUGUUUUAUUAAAGGACUUCUUUACCGUUAGUUUUGUGGCACAUAAACGGAUUCUCAUCGGCUCAGUGGAACUUGCAGGGACCGCAUAGAGGGUCUUGGUCCAUCUCGUUGGGUUUCGAGGGUGACGUUUGCACAUUGGGCGCCCGGGGGAGCAGCAGAAGCCCAGAGGACGUUUGUUGGAGUUUGUUUUUCGCAGCGUGUGGAAUGUAAAAGUUUGCCGUGAACUGAAAAGCGACAGUCGGAGCCGGUCUUGUCUGGAACCCAUCUUCCAACUGAACCACUUAGUCCCACAGGUGAAAGCCCUCGGCCAAUAGGAGGAGUCCAUGCGAUCGGCCCGUAGCGCUCAGCCCGCUUCCUGGGACGCCGUAACACACGCCUGAAGGCGUGGCAGCGCUCUGUUUACUUCAGGCGCCUUCCUGCCAACUCAGAAUUCUCAAGUGCACGUCCUAUUGGCUGGUUGCAGCUCAGCUUGUCACUGGGGGGGGGGGGGGGGGUACUGUGAUCCCUUUUGCUGCAGACGUACAGUACGAGUCUGAGCGGUUGCUGCAUUGAAGGCCGUGUGUGCGGAGUGUGUGUGUCCUCCACCUACAGAUUCAAGCCUUUUUAAAUAGUUUAUGUAGUACGAACACGUAUAACCCUCCUAUUUUAACCCACACGCUAUUUUGUCGAGUACAGAGCACCUCUUUCUGUCUAAAUAUCAUGAAUCCAUUGUGAAGAGCUUUACUGGGCGUUCUUAGACGUCACUUGUGUCGGGGGGAAGGAAAAGGGGGUUCAGGGGGGCUGUGGAGUAGUUAACACCGUCCUAAACAAAGGACACAUGAAAAAGAUCUUAUUCUGCAAGCAGCUCGCGGUCCGAUUCAUGUACAGAACCACGUGCAGUAUUUUUACACCUUGUUCUCUGUCGAGGAGAUGAACCACUUAGAAGGAAGACGUGUGAACGCACCAUUAAAGCCAGCGCGCUCGCUCGCCCUCUCUCCCUCCCUCUCUCUCUCUCUUGCCCCCUCCCCCCACCCCCCCCCCCCCCCCCCCCCCCCCUCUCUCUCGCUCUGCAUCGAUUGCCACUGAACAGAAGAAACCAGAAGCUCUCUGAGGCUUUUCUAUUAAUAUGUGUACAGUUUGUCUCGCGGCUUGACGCCAUUUAUUGUUGAUCAAGUUAUCCAACAGUAACAGAACAAUAAAUAUAUGUUUUUAUAUAAAA
This is a messenger RNA of Gasterosteus aculeatus aculeatus (three-spined stickleback), 8028 nucleotides long. It is a transcript of the gene peak1, whose product is annotated as pseudopodium-enriched atypical kinase 1. The record is from RefSeq and is a predicted model, not a curated record. Lineage: Eukaryota; Metazoa; Chordata; Actinopteri; Perciformes; Gasterosteidae. Gene Ontology annotation, molecular function: protein kinase activity; ATP binding. Gene Ontology annotation, biological process: protein phosphorylation.